This is a messenger RNA of Acanthosepion pharaonis, 1731 nucleotides long. Lineage: Eukaryota; Metazoa; Mollusca; Cephalopoda; Sepiida; Sepiidae. The record is from the annotation of a GenBank genome assembly.
AUGAUAACUCGUUUGAACAUUUUUUUUUUAUCUAUCUAUCUAUCUAUCUAUCUAUCUAUCUAUCUAUCUAUCUAUCUAUAUUUUUGUAGAGACACGUGUUUGAGUAGACGUACUAAUAUUAAAUUUACUUCUUCUUUCCUAUCUUCCAAAUUCUUCUAUUUUCGCUACUUCUCCCUCUUUAAACUUCUAAUUACUUUCUCCUGUUCUUCUUUCUCUUCCUCACUGUGCUUUCCUAUCUCUCCUCCUCUUUUCUAUAAUUCUUCUUGGCUUUCUCUUCACUUUGUCCUAUCUCUCAUUUACAGCUUUUCUUCCUUUGCUGAUCAUUGUCUUUCUUUCUGUCUUUUUUCUCUCCAUUCUCUUUUUCUUUCUCUUAUUUUUCUUACUUUCCUUCUCCCUUUUUAUUCUUUCCCUGUUCUCCAUUUUCCUAUAGCAUCUAUCAGAUUUUCUUUCUUUCUUUUUUCUUUCUUUCUUUCUUUCUUUCUUUCUUUUUCCUUUCUUUCUUUCUUUCUUUCUUUCUUUCUUUCUUUCUUUCUUUCUUCUUCUUCUUCUUCUUCUUCUUCUUCUUCUGCUGCUGCUCCUGCUGCUUUCAUUUUUGACUCCGUAUUCACAUUUUCUUUCCUUCUUUCUUUCUUUCUUUCUUUCUUCAUCUCUCAAUUCCCUACAUUUUCAUCUGAGAAAAUCUCUUCUUUCUUUUUCUUCGUCUCCCAUUUUUCUUUGAGUUUCUUUCUUCUUUCUCUUCUUUCUUUCUUUCUUUCUUUCUUUCUUUUUUCUUUCUUUCUUUCUUUAUUUCUUUCUUUCUUUCAUUCUUUCUUCAUUUCUCAAUUCCCUACAUUUUCAUCUGAGCUAAUCUCUUCCUUUUUCUUCGUCUCCUUAUUAUCUGCAUUUUCCUUUGAGCUUCUUUCUUUCUUUCUUUUUUCUUUCUUUCUUUCUUUCUUUCUUUCUUUCUUUGUCAUCUCUCAACUCUCUAUAUUCUCUUCUGAGCACAUUUCCAUCUUUUUUCUUUCAUUUAUUCAUUUUUUUUCUUUCUUUCUUUCUUUCUUUCUUUCUUUCUUUCUUUCUUUUUCUUUCUUUCUUUCUUUCUUUCUUUCUUUCUUUAAAUUUUCCUUUGUCUUUGUUUCUUUUUUCUCUUAUAUUUAUUUUCUUUCCCUAUUUUUUAAUUAUUUUUUCCUGACCCUAUUCAGUUUAUUUUUUCCUAUUCUUUUCCUUUCAUUUUUCUCUUUAUUUUACUUAUACUUAUUUGAUUUUACUGCUUUUCUCUUUCUUUCUUUCUUUCAUUUUUCAUUCUUUCUUUCUUUCUUUCUUUCUUUCUUUCUUUCUUUCUUUCUUUCUUUCUUUCUUUCACCAUUAUCGUUCUUUUUUUUCUUUUUAGUUUCUUCUCUCACUUCUUUCUUUCUUUCUUUCUUUGCAUUUUUCUUUUUCUGUUUCUUUGUUCUUUUAAAAUACCUUCCUUCUUUCUCGCAUGACUUUUUCGUUGAUUUUUACUGCUUUUCUCUUUCUUUCACUCUUUUUUCUUUCUUUCUUUAUCUUUCUUUCUUCAUUUUUUUCACCAUUAUCGUCCUUUUCUUCUUCUUCGGUUCAAUUUUCUGUCUUUUUUUUAUAUAUAAUUAUUACGUUUAUUUUUUUCUUCUCUUCCUUUCAUUCUUUUUUAUUUUUAUAUUUUCAUUCUACAUCACCGUAUUUUUCAUUUUUUCCUUAACUUUUUUCUUCCCUUUUUUUUCUUUUCUUUUAUGA